This is a messenger RNA of Hyphopichia burtonii NRRL Y-1933, 2802 nucleotides long. RefSeq names its product ubiquitin-specific protease. The record is from RefSeq and is a predicted model, not a curated record. The transcript has a single exon. Gene Ontology annotation, biological process: protein deubiquitination. The coding region runs from base 1 to 2802 and encodes 933 amino acids. Gene Ontology annotation, molecular function: cysteine-type deubiquitinase activity. Lineage: Eukaryota; Fungi; Ascomycota; Pichiomycetes; Serinales; Debaryomycetaceae.
AUGUCUUCGUAUCAUCACCAUCAUCCGGCCGGAGGUCUACAGUUGAACCAGCAGAAGAAUGGAAGACUACACCGGAUUUCUCCACCAGAACUCCCUCCGCCGCCGCCACCAGUACCAGCAGGAGCUCCCAAAGCUUUGCCGCUUGGUCAAACUCAUAAUGAGAAAGAUACCAAAGUACACUAUGUCAAAUUGAUAAAUCAUGAAUUUCGUAGUUUACAGCUCGAUGAAAACCUAAAAUCAAAGUCUAUAUUCGAUUUGAUAGAUUAUUGUGAAUUGCUUUACGAAGAACUGUCAUCUUUAGUUAAUACUGAAAAAGGUUUGACUACUUACAUAAAAGGUUAUCUUAUCUUUAAUUACUUUGUUAAUAGUUUUAUCAUGAUGCAUUUCCAAGGUUUUGAUCAAUUCAUUGAAUCCAACGAACAAGAUUUUAUCAUAUAUUUGAACGUUUUUGCAUUUUAUAACACCGAUGACAUCAUAAGGGAUGAUUCCUAUGUAAUUCAAUUAACAAAAUUAAGAAAAUGGGUUCUUGAAUAUCUUAGUCUGAAAAGCUUAUUGAGUUUUGACGUUAACGAAUUAUACCAAUGGUUAUACGAAUAUAUUGAUUAUUUAAAACAAAAAGAAUCUAUAGAUCAAUCAAAUUCAAAUAAAAUGGUGAAUGUUCCAAAUCAAAAAUCGUUGGAUUCUCCUUUCCAUUCAAACAAUAAUGAUAACGAAACAUUAAGCUCUUUUGGAGAUGAAGCUGAUGAAUCUAUCUUCAAGUUUAAAUCUAGAUUCCCCUCAGUUAAACUCGAAAAUUUACCGGCAUCUCUGGAUUCUUUACCGGAUUUGAGUAAAAAUUCAAGUGAAUCAAGCUUUCCUCCUUUACCCGAUGAAGCUCCUCCACCUUUGCCCAAACAUACUGUUAAUAUAUCUUAUGAUUCAGUUAGCAAAUCUGUUCCAUAUCCUCUUGAACCGGUGGCUAAAAUAGAACAAGCUCCUUAUCCAAUAGAACAAACCUCAUCUGAUGAUAUUUUAUUCUCAAAUAACAAUUCCAGUGAUUCAAGUCUUUUACUUAAUGGAAAAAGAAAUCUUUAUGAUAAGUCCAGACAACAACUGUACCCACAAUAUGAUCAAUCAAUCGCCUCCAAACAUAUGUCACUACCAAAUCCACCUUCAGUCAGAUAUUCAAGGCCACCAGCUUCAAUAAAUACUACUAGGGUGAGACCUCCAGAACCUUUGCCCACUCAACUUAAUGUAACUGGAUCAUUUCAAAAUCACCCAUAUACUUCCAAUAAUAGUCAUUUCCCUAGUUCAAGAUCAUCCGUUCAACCAUAUUCCGGAGCAUCAACAUCACAACGUAUUCACUCACAAAAUUAUUAUUCAAAUCCUCAUGCGCAUAAAGUCCAUAAUAUCCAUUCAUCUCAAUAUUAUCAAAACCCAGGAGCAAUUCCAGCUCAUUCUGCAUCUUUCAUCCCGAAUCAUGUCAAACUGCAACAAGAUCAAAUAAAAGCUCAGAAAAUGCAUUUUUUAAAAGAAUUCAGCAUUUGUGGAUUGAAAAAUUUUGGUUCUUCAUGCUAUAUAAAUCUGACAAUUCAAUUAUUAUUUGGUUUAAAACAAUUACGAUUUAUUUUCUCCAAUCUGGAAUAUCAUAAAUACAUAAAGGAUCCAAAAUUUGUCAAAUUAAUGAAACUUCUGCAAAAUUCAAAAGAUUCACUCUUAUUAUCAGAAGCGUUAUCUGGUUUGCUUAAAACUUUUACAUUACAUGGUGGAUCAUCAGUUGCUCCUACAAAAUUUUUGAGAAUUGCAUCAAUAAUAAAACCUGAUUUUAAUAUACCCAAUGAACAACAAGACGCUCAAGAAUUCUUAUUGUUUGUGUUGGAAAGACUUCACGAAGAGCUAUCUUAUAGUUAUUUAGAUCAAAAUAUUGAUAUGAUUACAAUGGAAAAAAUUGUAACCAAAUGGAAUAUAAAUAUCAAUGUUAAGGAUAAAAAUGAAUAUCUAAAUUGGUGUCAGUCGUUAAUCAAAAGUGAAGGCAAUUCACCGAUUAAUGAUUUAUUUCAAGGUCAUUUACAAAAUAAACUUAUUUGUAAUAAAUGUGGUUUUGAAUCUAUAAAUUACUCGCCCUUUACUAUUUUGUCUUUACCAAUUCCUAAUAAUAAUAUGAAUCGAAUUGUUGAUCUAGCAGAUUGUUUAAGAUAUUACACUCAAGAUGAAGUUUUAACUGGCGAAAAUGCUUGGAAUUGUCCUAAAUGUAAUAAAUUAGAAAAUCAAGCAGCACCAGGAAGUGCCCUUGAUAAUCAUCCAGUGUUCACGCCAAAAAGAAGUGGAAUUUUCAGGUUAGCCAAAAGAAGUAAAUCUCCCGCUAAAAAAGCUAACCAUGCAAAUGGCCAUGUACCGAAAAAUCCAUCUAUUUCAACUAAGACUUUACAAUUCAUCAAAUUACCCCAGAUUAUGUUAAUUCACUUAUCCAGGUUUUCCAUGUUUAAUUUAACUGACAAAUUAGAUACUGUUAUUCAAUAUCCCUUGGAAUUAAGUUUUAAUAACAACUCAAAUAACAUUCAACAUAAAAUUUCAUAUAAGUUAGUUGGUCUUAUCAAUCACUAUGGUAACUUGAAAAGCGGUCAUUAUACUUCAUUGGUGAACAAAUCUAAUUUCAAUCAAACAGCAAGUAAUAAAGAUAACUUGAAGCAUCCUUAUUGGUGCUUAUUUGACGAUGACACGGUGAGACCAAACUUAGCACAUGGUCAUUACAAUGAUCAAAGUUCGGAAUUCAGUCAAGUCAAUUCAAAAGAUGUCUAUGUCUUGUGUUACGAAAGAGUAUAG